Molecule: messenger RNA, 726 nt
Organism: Chenopodium quinoa (quinoa)
Lineage: Eukaryota; Viridiplantae; Streptophyta; Magnoliopsida; Caryophyllales; Amaranthaceae
Product: DNA-directed RNA polymerases II, IV and V subunit 9B-like
Exons: 4
Coding region: 217-561 (114 amino acids)
Biological process (GO): transcription initiation at RNA polymerase II promoter; DNA-templated transcription; maintenance of transcriptional fidelity during transcription elongation by RNA polymerase II
Cellular component (GO): RNA polymerase II, core complex
Molecular function (GO): DNA-directed RNA polymerase activity; nucleic acid binding; zinc ion binding
Source: RefSeq, a predicted model, not a curated record
GCUUAGUUGACGCAACAUUAUUACGUAUUUUUAUUUAUUUUGACACAAGACACAAUAUUAAUUUGAGUUCUAAAUUUCGAAUAGAAAUUAAAAACCCCACUUUUGCCACACUUGUCUCACUUCAGGCUGCUAGUGACUUGGUGAGUGUAGUGAAGAGAGACUGAGAAAACACAAAAUUAGGGCUACAAAAUUUUCCAAUCAACCACAAUUUUCAAGAUGAGUACCAUGAAAUUUUGCAGCAAAUGCAACAAUAUUUUGUACAUAAAAGAAGACAAGGAUCACAAGAUUCUGCUAGACGCUUGCCGCUACUGCCACCAUGAGGGUGUUGCUGAUAACAUUUGUGUAUACAGAAAGGAGAUACACCAAUCUGCUGGAGAGAGUACUCAGGCCCUACAAGAUGUAGCUAAAGAUCCAACUCUUCCCCGGACCAAGUCUGUCCGUUGUACUCAAUGCAAUCAUGGAGAGGCUGUCUUUUACCAGGAAACACUGAGAGGAGAGGAAGGUAUGACAUUGUUCUUUGUCUGCUGCAAUCCGACCUGUAAUCAUAAAUGGAGAGAUUGAUUUCCCCCUCUUUAUGCUGAUGUAUCUGCUGACCAGUUCAUGAUUCUAAUCAUCCUAAUUUGUAUUUUUGGAAACCUACAGCAGAUUUAAUUUUGGUGUUUUCACAAUUUAGCAAUGUUAAGUUGUAAUUUCAACCAUUGGUAAUACAUGAUCCUGCUGAUUAAA